AUGGCCUUUACACUCCCAGCUCAGCUCAUGGGUGGCCUCACUGAGCGUGAGGCUAUAGGUGACGCACUCUACCGCGCCGUUCUCGCUUUCGACUAUAGCGACGAGGCCCUCCUUCUAUCGGCGAUUACCGAGGACAUUGACGCAGAGAUGCCUGGUUCAACCGCCCACGGUAUCGCAGAAUUCAAGGCAGCAGUCUUCGACCGUGUCUCCAAGCUCGAUACAACCCAUUUUCUCUCCAACUUGCGCGUCAAUAUCGCGAGUAGCAGCACAGCUACGGCAAUAUGCUCGGCAUUGGCUCAGCAUGUCCGUCCUAGACAGGGUGCAGACCCAAGCGCCGCCAAGUUCACGUCGGGUGCUUUCUAUGCUUGCGACAUGGUGAAGAUUGGACAUUUGUGGAAAAUGAAGACUUGGAAGGCGAGUAUCAUCUGGCUGGAUGGUGAUCCUGCAGUUCUCGCAGGGUAG
Molecule: messenger RNA, 462 nt
Organism: Fusarium fujikuroi IMI 58289
Lineage: Eukaryota; Fungi; Ascomycota; Sordariomycetes; Hypocreales; Nectriaceae
Exons: 1
Coding region: 1-462 (153 amino acids)
Source: RefSeq, a predicted model, not a curated record